AUGGGGAAUGGACGACCGGAAAUUCUCGCAGUUUCAAUCAUCUCCUUCGUUCUUGGAAGCGUUUUUGUGAGCUUUUAUUUAAGUUCAUGCUACAUCUUAGCCAAGAAAACGGCAUCUCAUGAGCAUUUGAUGCUCUUUGCAUGGGUUCUUGAUCUUGGCCUCUCGUUCUCACUCUUCUAUGCAAUAGCGAAGGGGCUUGGCAGCCAUGAGGCUGAUGUCAAACCGAACAACGAAGAAGGCAUAAAUAAAGCACUCUAUGCCUUUGACGUUCUGUACAAUCCAGUCUUAAUGGUCACCAAAAGCUCAAUUCUUGUCUUCUACCUGAAGCUUACCCAUGGGAGAGGUCUGUUCCAUUUCGCAAAUUACGCGACUCUUUUUGUGGUCAAUGUGGCUGGGCUGGGCUUGACUCUGAGCGAAGUUUAUCAGUGUCACCCAGUGAGCGCAAUAUUUCACUUCCGUACUCAAACUGCCGAAAAUUGCACAAACAUUUUCCAAUCUUCCUUGUCCGUUGUGCCUUAUGAUAUAGUUACCGACAUGGCAAUAAUCAUCCUGCCCAUUCCACUUCUGACCCGCAUGCACCUACCAUGGAAGCAAAAGGUGAUCUUGGUCAUUACAUUUGGUGUUGGGAUUCUGGUGAUAGUAGUGGACGUUCUCCGGAUCGCGCAACUUCAGAAUACUAUUCUCUCUCGCCUCGAGCCGCAAUUUUCCUAUAAUAUAGCGAAUAUUGCCCACCAAGAUUAUACUUAUAUUACUGCACCGUCAUUUAUGUGGUCCAUUGUGGAUGUUAAUAUGACAAUAAUUUGCGCUUGUGUCCCGAGUUUGAAGCCUCUUGCGAAUCGGUUCACACCCAGGCUGAUUUGGGUGACUGACAAACACGCUGGCCCUCAUUCCUCGCCCAGACCGUCCGAUGAGGACGGUGCGACCGAAGAUGGGACAAGACAGUCCGCCGAAAACGAGACUGUUGGCCAUGAACUGCUGGAGGUCUUGACAGGAGGCCAGGUAGAGAGAGAGGUUGAGGAGCAGGUUGCCCAUAUUGAUGAAGGCCAGGGAUAUUCGACAACGAAGUCAUUCGUCAAUCGACUGAAUCUGCAGCCGCCAAACAUGCUGAAACUGAGCAACAAGGAAUCCGUCCUGCCGAUUGUAUUAAUCACGGUCAUUUACUUCUUAUGGGGAUUUUCAUACGGCCUUCUCAACACGAUCAACUCCAGGUUCCGGAUUCGUCUAAAGCUGGACAUUUGGAGCGCAUAUGGCCUUCAUAGCGCCUAUUGGGGCGGUUACUUAGUAGGUCCACUUCUCAUGGGCCGCCCUGUCCUAAAAAGAUUCGGCAUCGCAGCCACGAUUAUUUCGGGCCUUUAUAUAUAUGCUUGUGGGGCCUUGCUUUUCUGGCCAGCCGCCGUAUCAUCGUCAUUUCCGACCUUGAUAAUAAGCAAUAUAAUAGUUGGUUCUGGGUUUGGUGUUCUGGAUACGGCCGCGAAUCUGUUCGUUGCGAUAUGCGGACCACUCAAAUAUUCAGAGAUCCGGCUAUGCCUUUCGAAAGGUGCUGGUGACACUGCAAUCAUUUUUGCGAGACUCCUAGAAACCAGGGUCUUUGGUCAGUUACCCACUCCGUAUAUGGUUUCAGUUCAAUGGACUUCCCUCGCUAUAGCUUUCUUCAAUGUGAUUUUAGCAGUCAUAUUCUACUAUCUGCCGGUCCCUGAGGUCCCCGAUGAGGAGGAGGAACUAGAUGAAUUAAUCCAUCAUAAUUCACACGACAUUCGGUUGUUUGGUUUGCCUGUCAUCUGGCUUACUCUCGGGUUGGGUGUAUGGUCUAUGUUCUUCUAUGGGGGUGCGCUAGGAUCAAUCCACAUAGACUUGAUACGGUUUACUAAAGCUCAUGGAAGUGAUCGACCCAGUCCACUAGAUUUUGUGCUGAUUGCACAGUCUGUAUGGACCGUUGGCCACUUCUUCGCGGCCUAUAUUCAAUGGGUAUUUUUAAAACCACGACAGACGCUGUUGAUAUUGUAUCUUGGCUGUAUUGUUUUCUCAGCCCUCUGCAUGCGUACAUCUGGCCUGACGGCUGUUAUCACGGGUCUCAUGUUGUUCUUUCUUGAAGGGGGGAUCCUCCCAAUUAUUUUUGGGAUUGCGCUCCGUCGAACAGGACAUCACAUAAAAACGGCUGCCUGCUUAUUAGAAACUGCGUUUAGCGGUGCAGCGUUUUUCCCAUUUGCGCGAUAUGCUGCUGAACUCGCUCACGGGCAGUCGUAUUCUUACUGCGUUAUCGUUGCGAGCAUUAAGGUUUGGAUUGAGGAUGGAUUGUGA
Talaromyces marneffei is the source of this 2298-nucleotide messenger RNA. RefSeq lists its product as uncharacterized. Lineage: Eukaryota; Fungi; Ascomycota; Eurotiomycetes; Eurotiales; Trichocomaceae. The transcript has 6 exons. The record is from RefSeq and is a predicted model, not a curated record. Bases 1 to 2298 code for a protein of 765 amino acids.